AUGGCCGAGUGCUCGGGGCUGCAGUUCCUCAGCCCUUACGCCUUCGUGGCCGUGGUUCGCCGGGCCGCGCUCAGUGCCCCCGAGCUGCGGCUGCUGCUGCCCUGCCUGGUGCGCAUGGCGCUGUGCGCUCCCGCCGACCAGAGCCAGGGCUGGGCGCAGGACAAGAAGCUCAUCCUGCGCUUGCUCUCGGGGGUCGAGGCGGUUAACUCCAUCGUGGCGCUGCUCUCCGUGGAUUUCCACGCGCUGGAGCAGGAUGCGAGCAAAGAGCAACAGCUUCGGCACAAGCUGGGAGGAGGCAGUGGGGAAAGCAUCCUGGUGUCCCAGCUGCAGCAUGGGCUGACCCUGGAGUUCGAGCACAGCGACUCGCCCCGGCGGCUGCGCCUGGUGCUCAGCGAGCUACUGGCCAUCAUGAAUAAGGUGUCAGAAUCCAAUGGUGAGUUUUUUCUCAAGUCUUCUGAGCUCUUUGAGAGUCCUGUGUACCUGGAGGAGGCAGCAGAUGUGCUCUGCAUUCUACAAGCAGAGCUUCCAUCACUGCUGCCCAUAGUGGAUGUGGCUGAGGCUCUGUUGCACGUGAAGAACGGGGCCUGGUUCCUGUGCCUGCUAGUGGCCAAUGUUCCUGACAGCUUCAAUGAGGUCUGCAGGGGUUUGAUCAAGAACGGCGAGCGGCAGGACGAGGAGAGCGUCGGAGGCCGUCGCAGGACAGAAGCUCUUAGACACCUGUGCAAGAUGAAUCCUUCCCAGGCCCUGAGGGUCCGAGGCAUGGUGGUGGAAGAGUGUCAUCUGCCAGGUCUUGGCGUGGCUUUGACCUUGGAUCACACCAAAACCGAAUCUUCAGAUGAUGGAGUGAGUGACCUGGUGUGCUUUGUUAGUGGUUUGCUGCUUGGAACCAACGCAAAGGUGCGAACUUGGUUUGGGACUUUUAUCCGAAAUGGUCAACAGAGAAAAAGAGAUAACAUCAGCUCAGUGCUUUGGCAGAUGAGGAGGCAGCUGCUCCUGGAGCUGAUGGGGAUCCUCCCCACGGUGCGCAGCACACACAUCGUGGAAGAGGCCGACGCGGACACGGAGCCCAACGUGUCUGUGUACUCGGGGCUGAAGGAGGAGCACGUGGUGAAAGCCAGUGCCUUGCUGAGGCUCUACUGCGCCCUGAUGGGCAUUGCUGGGCUGAAGCCAACUGAUGAAGAGGCUGAGCAGCUCCUGCAGCUGAUGACCAGUCGCCCUCCUGCCACUCCUGCCGGUGUCCGCUUCGUGUCCCUGUCCUUCUGCAUGCUCCUGGCCUUCUCCACCCUGGUCAGCACCCCAGAACAGGAGCAACUGAUGGUAAUGUGGCUUAGUUGGAUGAUAAAAGAAGAAGCUUACUUUGAAAGCAUCUCAGGUGUGUCAGCUUCCUUUGGGGAGAUGCUUCUCCUGGUAGCCAUGUACUUCCACAGUAACCAGCUCAGUGCCAUCAUUGAUUUGGUCUGUUCUACCUUGGGAAUGAAGAUUGUCAUUAAGCCCAGCUCACUCAGCAGGAUGAAGACAAUCUUCACACAGGAGAUUUUCACUGAACAGGUUGUGACAGCCCAUGCAGUCCGUGUGCCUGUUACAGGCAACCUCAGUGCCAACAUCACAGGCUUCUUACCCAUUCACUGCAUUUACCAGCUCCUCAAGAGUCGUUCCUUCACCAAGCACAAGGUGUCCAUCAAGGACUGGAUCUAUCGACAGCUCUGUGAAACCACCACUCCACUCCAUCCUCAGCUGCUCCCUCUGAUUGAUGUCUACAUUAACUCCAUCCUCACUCCUGCAUCUAAAUCCAACCCAGAGGCCACAAAUCAGCCUGUCACAGAACAGGAGAUACUGAAUGUUUUCCAAGGACUCUCUGGGGGAGACAAUACUCGACUUACUCAGCGCUUCAGCAUCACAACACAGUUGCUCGUCCUCUACUACGUCCUGUCCUAUGAGGAGGCACUUCUGGCAAACACCAAGAUCCUGGCUGCCAUGCAGAAAAAACCCAAAUCUUACUCUUCAGCAUUAAUGGAUCAGAUUCCAAUCAAGUACCUGAUCCGGCAGGCACAGGGGCUGCAGCAGGAACUGGGAGGCCUGCACUCCGCUCUGCUGCGUCUCCUGGCGACCAACUACCCACACCUCUGCAUCGUGGACGACUGGAUCUGUGAGGAGCAGAUCACAGGCACUGAUGCCCUGCUGAGGAGGAUGCUCCUUACCAACAUUGCCAAGAAUCACUCUCCCAAACAGCUCCAAGAAGCCUUUUCCAUGCUGCCUGGAAAUCACACCCAGCUGAUGCAGAUCUUGGAGCACCUGACCCUUCUCUCAGCUGGUGAGCUGAUCCCCUACGCAGAGGUGCUGACAUCCAACAUGAGCUGCCUGCUGGACACCGGAGUCCCGCGGGGCAUCCUGCAGGCUGUCAACAGGCUCUGGAUGGUGCUCAACACUGUCAUGCCCAGGAGGCUGUGGGUGAUGACUGUCAAUGCUCUGCAGCCUUCAGUAAAGAUAGUCCGACAGCAGAAAUACACCCAGAAUGAUCUGAUGAUUGAUCCCCUGAUUGUACUGAGGUGUGAUCAGAGGGUGCAUAGGACUCCUCCUCUGAUGGAUAUAACGUUGCACAUGUUGAAUGGGUAUCUCCUUGCCUCCAAAGCUUACCUCAAUGCUCACCUGAAAGAAACAGCAGAGCAGGACAUUAGGCCAUCCCAAAACAAUGCAAUGGGUCCAGAGGCUCCAGAAGUGACAAGGGAAGAGUUAAAAAAUGCAUUGCUUGCUGCUCAGGACAGUGCUGCUGUGCAGAUUCUUCUAGAGAUCUGCUUACCCACAGAGGAAGAGAAAGCCCAGAGCAGCAAUACUCAUGGUUUGCUGAAGGGUGUCCAGAGUCCCACAGGCCCCAAGAGUGCUGAGCUGGAAGAAGAAGACAGUUUGCUGUGUAACCUGCGAGAGGUCCAGUGCCUCAUCUGCUGUUUGCUGCAUCAGAUGUACAUUGCUGACCCCAACAUAGUCAAACUCGUUCACUUCCAGGGUUAUCCAUGUGAACUUCUGGCACUGACAGUGGCAGGGAUCCCAUCCAUGCACAUCUGUCUGGAUUUCAUUCCAGAGCUCAUUGCCCAGCCUGAACUUGAAAAACAGAUAUUUGCCAUCCAGUUACUCUCAUACUUGUGUAUCCAGUAUGCACUGCCUAAAUCUCUGAGCGUGGCUCGUUUAGCCAUCAACGUGAUGGGAACUCUGCUCACAGUUCUGACGCAGUCGAAGCGCUAUGUGUUCUUCAUGCCCACCCUGCCUUGUUUGGUGUCCUUCUGCCAAGCCUUUCCUCCCCUGUAUGAGGAUAUUAUGUCUCUGCUGAUACAGAUAGGACAAGUUUGUGCCUCUGAUGUUGCUACACAGACACGAGACUUUGACCCCAUAAUUACACGUCUCCAGCAGCUCAAGGAAAAACCACAUGAACACUCAGGACUUUGUAAAGAUUCAUCUUCCAAAAGCUGCUCCAGGGACAUUUCUAGCCUGGACCCUGACGUUCGGUUGUGCCAGUGUGUGGAGAACACCAUCAUUGAGAUCAUUAACAUGAGUGUCAGUGGAGUUUAG
This is a messenger RNA of Acanthisitta chloris (rifleman), 3561 nucleotides long. It is a transcript of the gene INTS2, whose product is annotated as integrator complex subunit 2. Gene Ontology annotation, biological process: snRNA 3'-end processing. The record is from RefSeq and is a predicted model, not a curated record. Gene Ontology annotation, cellular component: integrator complex. NCBI's taxonomy places the organism in Eukaryota, Metazoa, Chordata, Aves, Passeriformes, Acanthisittidae.